UACCGGAAGUGGGCCGUCAAUGUAGCGCAUCAUCCACAAAUACAAUAAAAAAUACAUCCGUGUGUUUUUCUAAGCACCCGGAUACAGUCGUUUUAUGCAAACAUUUUUCUGAACUAUGGCAGGAACUGAGGGACGGACUCCACCGAAUCGAUUAAGGGUUGGGCCAUGUGGUGCUGAGCAGUGUGCCAUGCAGAGGAGACACAGCAGCAACACGGAUGGCAUGCCCUUUGACAGGAUUGUUCCUGUGCUUGUUCUUCCUCAUAUUUGCCAAGCCCAACCUGAACAGCUUCGAUUUCUUUGAUCUGAUUUGGGCGGUGGGCAUCACUGACUUUGUCCUGAAGUAUGUGACCAUUGGUGUGAAGUGCUUCAUCCUCUUUCUGCCCAAGAUUCUCUUGGCCUUCAAAUCCAGGGUGAUCAUGUGCACGUGGGUGUUGAUCUGGCCUGAGGCGGAAGAACAUGUCUGGAAACGCAGACAUUGAACGACCGGGAUAUCAAUGCAGGUGAAGCCGAGGUGUGUGGUGUGUGGUGUGUGUUUGCUGGGUAGAGAGGCAGAAGGGCUACAAAGUAUGAGGAUUACAUUUUCCACUGAUAAACAAAGCUGCUGGCCUGUCAGAACGACAGCAACCAUUAACUGAGCUCACUGGUCCCUGAGGGGGUUUGCAGGGGUGAGGUCAUCCCUCCCCGGAGCAGGACCAUUACUUUUGGCAUACACAUGCUCACUGGUGCACACAGACGUACGUGACUUAAUGGCAUGGGGAAUCCCAGAAUUCAUCAUCACCACCUCUUAUGUGUUUGCCUCAGUCUUUAGAGUUGACUACUGCAGUACAACUUCCUGAUUAAUUAGCCCGGUUUGUUUAUUAGUUAAUAAUUUUUAUUCUCAUAGUAUACUAGGGUUGAGUGAAAUGUGAAAUUUUUACAGUAUAUUGAUAUGUUUAUCCGGCUGAUAUAUUUGUAAAUUCAGUUUAAAUGUAAAUACACGUAUGUGAUUAUACAUUUUACGUGACCCUAUUUGAAUUCCAGGCGACCCCAUGUGGGGCCACAAUCCCAAGAAAAAACAUUGAAAAACAUUGUCCUAAUGUUAUAUUUAUUUCUGGCUGUUUCUCCUUUCUCUCCACCUUUGAAUAGUCUCACCUUCACCCCACAUGCUGAGCAACGACUCUAUGAGUGUCUGGCAAGAGGCUAGCAAUUUACAGAAGCGGAGGAAACUUUAAUUGGUUAAAAAGGAAAAAAAAAGUAGUAUGCUAAAAACCAGUUCAAACUAAACGUUUAAGCAGCUGCAAGAAAUAGUAAAAAGUACAUCAUUAAAAUAAAAUUAAAAAAAUAUAUCAAUAUAUGUUAUGUUAUAUAUGUUAUAUAUGUUAUAUGUAUUGUUAUAUUUUUGACGGUAUUAACAGUAAUACAUUAAGUUAUAUGUUUUUUUCACCCAUAAUUUUCUAUAUUUUACACACAUAUGUAAAUAUAUACACACAGA
Molecule: messenger RNA, 1471 nt
Organism: Cynoglossus semilaevis (tongue sole)
Lineage: Eukaryota; Metazoa; Chordata; Actinopteri; Pleuronectiformes; Cynoglossidae
Product: RING finger and transmembrane domain-containing protein 2-like
Exons: 5
Coding region: 216-479 (87 amino acids)
Source: RefSeq, a predicted model, not a curated record